This is a messenger RNA of Pelecanus crispus (Dalmatian pelican), 2253 nucleotides long. RefSeq names its product disintegrin and metalloproteinase domain-containing protein 21-like. Gene Ontology annotation, molecular function: metalloendopeptidase activity. NCBI's taxonomy places the organism in Eukaryota, Metazoa, Chordata, Aves, Pelecaniformes, Pelecanidae. The record is from RefSeq and is a predicted model, not a curated record. Gene Ontology annotation, biological process: male gonad development; proteolysis. Gene Ontology annotation, cellular component: external side of plasma membrane; sperm head plasma membrane; plasma membrane.
AUGGGCAGAGGGGUUCUCCUCCUCCUUGGACUGGGCCUCUCCUCCCUCUUCUGGGGGCUCCUGCUGCCCUGUGCAGACUGUAGUCCCCAGCCCUCUUGGGGCUACACAGCCUACGAGAUAGUUAUCCCAAGGAAACUUGGCGCCAAGGCAGAGAAAGCCAGCCAGGAUGAAGUGUCCUAUAUCAUUAGCAUUCAGGGGGUAAAUUACACGAUUCACCUCAGGCAGAAAGACUUUGUAAUAAAAAACUUCCCCGUAUUCACUCGUGACUCCAGAGGGGAAAUCGUGGUCAAACAGCCCCAUGUGCCAGCAGACUGCUAUUACCACGGCUACGUGGAAGGCAUCCUGGACUCCAUGGUGACUCUGAAUACCUGCUCUGGGCUCAGAGGACUGCUGCAGAUUGGAAACUCAAGCUACAGCAUCGAGCCCCUGGCAGCUUCCUCCAUGGCUGAGCAUCUUCUGUUGCAGAGGGAGGAGGUGGUUCCUGAAACAGUGAUGUACAAAAUGCCUAACAGAAGCGGACAAUUUCCAGGUCCCGGUACAGCCACAGGACAGUUCCAGCCCCGGGGGCACACACGAUAUUUGGAGCUCCUUGUCGUGGUGGACAAGGAAGGGUUUGACACCUUUGGCGGAAGUAUAACUAAUGUGACACUGGAAGUUAUUGAAAUAAUCAAUCUGGUGGACGGGCUGUUUUAUUCUUUCCGCCUUCGUGUUUUGAUAACUGCACUAGAGGUUUGGGUGGAGAAGAACCCUAUCAGUGUUACCAAAAACAUAACCAAGGUCCUUCAUAAUUUUAGUCUUUGGUGGAAGCAGCAAAGCCUUAUGUACGCCGUGCAUGACGUGGGGUGUCUAUUUGCCUCGAUGGACUUUGAUCGCGGUACGAGAGCAUUGCACAUGGGUGGCAAAUCCAACUUUGCCAGUGCAUGUGAUAGAAAACGUGCCUCUGCUGUUGUAUCAUUUGCAAAACGGCCUUACAUGGACACUGCUGUCCAUGUUGCUCGUGUGUUAGGAUAUGCCCUUGGCAUGGAACAUGAUGACAGAUACUGCAGGUGUGGAAACACCUCUAAAUGCAUCAUGAGCGCACAUGGGACAGUGAACUAUCAGUUCAGCAACUGCAGCAAAAAGCACUAUUUUGAUUUUAUAGCAUCAGGGCAAGGAUUCUGCCUUAAUAAUGCCCCAGAACUGGUAACGGCAUUCGUGCUGCAGCGCUGCGGGAAUGGUGUCCUGGAGGUUGGGGAGGAGUGCGACUGUGGCUCAGAAGCACGGUGUAAAUUGGACCUUUGUUGUGACAAUACCUGUCAAAAAAAAAAAGGAGCCAUUUGCACUUCUGGAGGCUGCUGUAAGAAUUGCAGACCUCUUCCAGAAGGAGAAGUGUGCAGGGAGAGCACCGGUCCAUGUGACCUGCCUGAAUAUUGCAAUGGGACAUCUGAGCAUUGCCCAGCAGAUGUGGGGAAGCAAGAUGGGACUGUGUGUGCUGAGGAUGGGUACUGUUAUUCAGGCAAAUGCCAAUCUCACACCUUACAGUGUAUGAGCAUCUUUGGCAAGGAAGCAAAGCCUGCUCCACUACCAUGUUUCCAGGAGGUGAACAUGAAAGGGGAUCGGUUUGGCAAUUGCUGGGGAGAUGGGGCAGAUGUCAACUUUCAGAAAUGUAAGCUAGAAAAUGUCCUGUGUGGGAGGGUGCAGUGUACGAACGUUAGACGUCUACCUCAGCUGGAAGAUCACACAACCAUCAUUCAGACCCCACUGGGCGAUACCUGGUGUUGGGGCACAGACUACCACUUGGGUGUGGACAUUCUGGAUGCUGGAGUCAUUAAGGAUGGCACGCAGUGUGGUGAGAAGAUGAUCUGCAUUAAUCGGACGUGUGUCCCUGAGGAGAAGUACUUGACAUCCCACUGUUCUGCCAAGAGAACAUGCAGAGGAAAAGGCAUCUGCAACACUAGAGGAAACUGCCACUGUGACAACGGUUGGGCACCUCCCUACUGCCAGUUUAUUGGCUUUGGAGGAAGCGUUGACAGUGGGCCUCCACCGGUCACUAAAAAGGGGCUUUUUAGGUUCAUCAUCGCUAUUACUGUAAUAACUGUUGCUGUUCUGGUGCUCGCAGCACUUGUCAUUGUGCACGUGAGAAAGCUCAGAGUAACAUUAAACAGACUCGUUGGAUGCUUUUGGGCUAGAGAACAGGCUCCUGAGGAGGAUGCGAAGGACCAGGCAGAAGAAUAUGGCUCAAAACCAGCUGAGAGUCAAAACUCCCCUGUGUAG